AUGGCCCAGAAUCAAGGAGAGGUUCAAGUGGGAACACCGAAUCAACCCGUGAAAGAUAAGGACAUUUAUGCUUGCUUGCCCGAUAUUCGUGUGAAUGGUCCGCUAGGACCUGAUGAUCCCUGUCCUGGAGGCGAAGAAUUACGUUGGCUGCCAGCACAGGCAACAGAUCGAGAUCUUGUUAUGUAUUUACGAGCCGCACGUUCAAUGGCAGCAUUUGCGGGAAUGUGUGAUGGUGGCUCCCCAGAUGAUGGUUGUGUAGCUGCUAGUCGUGAUGACACUACAAUUAAUGCACUAGAUGUUCUUCAUGACUCUGGUUACGAUCCUGGGCGAGCGCUUCAAGCACUAGUUAAGUGCCCAGUCCCCAAAGGUAUAGAGAAAAAGUGGUCUGAAGAAGAGACAAAAAGAUUUGUCAAGGGUAUUCGUCAGUUUGGUAAGAAUUUUUUUAAAAUUAAAAAGGAUUUACUUCCUCAUAAAGAUACAUCAGAAUUAGUUGAAUUUUAUUAUCUAUGGAAAAAGACUCCUGGCGCUAGCAGUAACCGACCUCAUAGGAGGCGCAGACAAGCAUCAUUGAGACGUGUACGUAAUACUAGAAACUCUAGAGCAGGAACACCUAAGGAACAAACACCAGAAGCCACUCCGGCUGUGCCUGAUACAAAUGGCUCAAGACCCUCACCUAAUCCUAAAGAGGCUGGAGAAAUGAGUUCAGUAACAGAGGAUGAAAACUCAGAGGAUGAUAGUGAUUCAAGAGAUGCCGGCGACUUAGCAAAAGUUGAUACUAGUAGAAGCGGUGAUAAUCCAGAAGAUUCACCAAGCAGAAUGCGUACAAGAAAUAAGUCAAAAGAACAAACAACACCAAAUGGAAGAAAAGGGCAAGAUGAAAGCGAUAAUGAUUCAAAGUGUAAAAAGCCCAAUAAGCAAUCUAAUGUACAAAGUACAAAUAACAAUGUAGCUGAAAAAGUUUUGUCAUCACCUGCUAAUAAAGAUAAUAAAAAGAAAGUGGCAAAUGGUAAAGUUGAUGUAUCUAAGGUUAAGAAGAGACUACCAGAUGAUACAAAACCAGAAGGAAUUAUGGAUGGUGAUGUACAAAUGAAAAAGAAAAAGGCUAGUGAUCCACCUGAAAGUCCAUCAGAAAGUCUGACAAAUGACAGUUUCUCGGCCAUGGAUGAAACUGAUAAUACUGAACCAGAACCAGAAGCUUGUGACUUUAGCUUCAAUAAAAAUGAAAAAGAAAACCCUGAACAAAAUAAAGAUCUGGAAUCUGAACAACUUACUAAACCAGUAGAACCUGUAAAGUCAGAUGCCAAUAAUGAGCUUACAAAUAAAAUAGACAAAGAGCCUUUGCCUCCUGUGUUUAAAGUUGUAACAGAAAAAGAUGAUAGAAGUGUACUUGAUUUGAAAACAGAGUCUAGUGGAUCCAGGAGUAUAGAAAAUGUUGAACCUAGACCUCUUGCAAUAUUCCCUAAAACUGAACUUAUUAUACCUAAAGUUACUCCCAUGUCUACAGAUGUUUUAGAGAAAAUAAAAAUCAAAGAGGAACUUGAUACCGAGGAACAAACACUUAAUUUACAGAAAGAAGAGUUUCAGAAGGAUCCUCUUUCCCAUAAUUUUACUGGACUUCCUUUAAAUCAACCAAACAAACCUCUUAAUUUAGAAAACACAAACUUUUUUGUUAAAGACAGUCAUAUUUAUAAUCCCAAACUCAGCCACAGUAUUAAGAUGGAAGGAGUGCCAAAUAAUAUAUUUAAUCCUGUGAACAUUUCAAAAGAAAAUUCAAUUAUCAGAAAUGCUAAAGACUUUGUAAGUGGGAUGCCACCAUUUUCGUAUCCUCCAAACAUGAACUAUCCCAGUGAUCCCAAUAAACACAAUCCUCUUAUUAAUCCAUUGAAGACUGUUAUUAAGUUAGAGCCAAGAGAUGAAACUAGUGAUAUGAAAAAUCAAAAUACUCCUGAAAUCUUUACAGCAACUAUAUCAACAGUAAAUAAGGUGGACUCACCUAACACACCAAGGCUAGAUAGCUUGCAAAGGAUUAGUCCAUCUCCAACAAAUGCAAGAGGACCUUCCCCAUCUCAUCUUGAACAUACAACUACCACAAGUACUGAGCCUAUAUCACCCGCUAAUACUCAAGAUAUUAAGUCACAUGAAUCAGAUGUUGAAGAAAAACAACCAACUGAUUUAAAAACUCAACCAAUACAAGCAAAACAAGAUACUCAAAAUAGUGGUUUGAGACCACCCAUGUUCCCAACACCUGUGAGGCCUGAAAAUCUUGGCAUAAGGUCAAGUGAUGCUCCAAGUAUUCCUGUAUCAGGGCAGAGUAUGCCUCCACCACCCCUGAGUCAACCAUCUAUAACUAGCCUCUUACCUCCAGGUCCAUUAAUAUCAGUGGGAAGUGGUUCUAAUGUGGGUCCCUAUGGAUUUAUGCCUACGCCAUUAUAUGGUCACCCAGGACAUCCAGGCUUAGAGAAGCCAAGCUCUUUGCCACAAAUAAUGCAACAAGUACCCCCAAGUCAUGGGCUUCAAGGAAAUAAUUUAAUACCUCCACCACCUAAUCAAAGUGAUCCAUCAUUGCCACAAGACUUGAAGAUAAAACAAGAAAUACCCGACAAUAUGCCAGCUAAUCUAUCCACUCAGAAUGUAACAGACCCACUGCAGUCCCUAAAGGAAGUAAAAGUGCCAGGUUAUCCAAUUGGAAGUGCUAUAGCUCAACAUUUAAGCUCAGAAAGAGAUAGAGAAUCAAUAUCCAGUGUUGAAAACAGCAGUAGACCCCCAAGUCAACCAACAAAUGAAAACACAAGCAUGGCAAGUGCAUUCCUUGGACCAAGAAUAGAAAGUAUUAAAAAGGAACCAGAUUUUAUACAUCAACCUCAUAUUCCUCAUACUCCUGUAUCUUCGAGUCAAGUGAAUGUGUCGGAGUCAUCAAAUGCAAUGCCACCAGUGAAAAGUCCUCAUACACCUACACCCAUAAAAAGCCUGCCCUCCCACAAUGGUACUCCCAGUCAUGGCCCACAUCCAUCAGCAACAACAUCACCAUUUUCUCGACAUUUAACAAGUCCAUCACAAUCAAGACAUAUAUCUGCAUCUCCAGUUCAACCAAAUACACCUGUCUCACAUUCAGCACUAAAUUUAAUGAAUCCUUCACCAUUAUCUAUACCAUCAACAAUACCUGGCCCAGUAAUGCAUUCAGGUCAACAGCCAGGGCCUCAUCCACCGCAUCCAUUUGCGUCCCCUCUUCACCACCCCCAUCAUCCCCUACUUCAUCCAUCCUCCAUAUUUCAAUUGUCAGCGGCAGCAGCUGCUCACGCCAUGCAUCCAUAUUAUCCGCAUCCACAUCCUGGUUAUUCUAUGCCUUACCCAUAUCCUUAUGGACCAUUGCCCCAACCUCACCCAAUACCGCCGAUGCAUCCCGCCUCAAGUACGCCAGGAAGGCAUGAUCCAGGAAAACCCUCUACAAUAGAAUCAACAACCAUGCUAAGCGCUCAUCACAGUACCAGUUCGUCUGUUACUACAAGGUCUUUAAGAGAGAUUUCUGAAAGUUCUGAAGACCCAAGAAAUCCAAAUGCAACAACAGAAAGGCAUCAAUUGCAUGAAACAACAAUGACCCAUCACCAUUCAACCAGUCACCAUAGUGCUGUGCAUACAAGUACUGAAAAACAACCGAAUCAUGUAGGAGGGGCCACAAAUCAUACUUUAUCUAUUUCUCAUUCAACAUCAAGCAGUUCAUCACAGUCUAUUCAACAUAAAAUAAAUACCCAGCAAAAAUCUAAUUCACAUUCUGGAUCGCCCCAUCAUCUAUCGGGCAGUGUCUCGCAGACUACUAGUACAUCAUCCAGUGUUAAUGUAUCAAAUAAUCAUACUCACCAUCAUUCACAUCACCUUGCGCAUCAUCCGGAGAGAUUAUCGCCUGCAGAUUCUAUGCUGUUACGUCACCACCCAAAAAUGAUGCCAGGAAACCCAAAUCACCUUAUGAUUCAACCACCAUCAAUGGGCCAUCCUAUGGGUUUAGGAUUACCACCAGGACCGGGGCCUAGUUCAAUUGAGACUUUACGGUUGCACGCCCAAGCCGCAGCGGGAUUGCAAGCGUCGCAUGCAAGAUCUGGCUCACCUCAUCAAAUGCCUCAUGGCCAUCCCCAUUUACGUGGCCCUCAGCGACCAAUGCCUGAUGAAAACCCUGAACUGAAACUUGAAACACAGUCACAACCAGAAGAAGAUGAAAUUCCAAGCCCAGCACAUAUACCUCAUGGACCAAGUCCUGAACCAAAAAUAGAAGAUACGGAAUGUCAUAGAUCACAAUCAGCCAUAUUUUUGAGACAUUGGAACAGAGGCGAUUACAAUUCAUGUACACGAACAGAUUUAAUAUUUAAACCUGUGCCAGAAUCAAAACUUGCACGGAAACGGGAAGAACGAUUACGGAAGCAAGCUGAAAGAGAUAGAGAGGAAAGAGAAAAAAUUGCUCAACAAGCUCACAGAAAAAUAGCAACACCUGAAAAACCAGAUACUAAACCGCCAUCAAGAGGUGCUAUUGAAACCAUUACAUCUCCAUAUGAUAGAUUCCCUAGACCGCCAGGCUAUCCUGACACUCCUGCUCUAAGACAACUAUCAGAAUAUGCAAGACCACAUGCAGGAUUCAGUCCUGGAAAUUUACCUCGACAUUGUAUGGAUCCGAUGCUGCAGUACCAGCUUAGUUCAAUGUAUGGAGCUGCUGGGGCCAGGGAACGGCUUGAGUUAGAGCACCUUGAACGGGAGAAACGCGACAGAGAAAUACGAGAACUGCGGGAGCGUGAACUUAAUGAUAGAUUGAAAGAAGAACUUCUGAAAAAUAAUGUUGGUCCCAGAGCUCUCGACCCACACUGGUUAGAAAUGCACAGGAGGUAUGGAAUGCCACCUCCUCCCCCACAGGGUGCUAUUCCUGUUCAGUUUGGGCUUUAUCCUCCUGGACACGGGCCUGCAUCACUUUCUCAACUUGAACGCGAGCGGCUCGAACGACUAGGCAUCCCUCCGUCAGCGGCAGGUGGGCCGCCACCCAACGUCCCCGUGACGGGGGCGCCGCCACACCAUCCACAUCAUCCACAUCCUGGGGUUGCAGCUGCCCAACUGGAAGCGGCGGAGAGGCUAGCACUCGCUGCAGAUCCAAUGGUGCGACUACAAAUGGCUGGAAUCAACCCAGAAUACCACGCGCACACUCAUGCGCACACACACGCGCAUUCACAUACUCACCUCCAUCUCCAUCCUGGCCAACAGGCGGCGGCACAGGCACAGCAGGAUGCCCUGGGUCUUGGGCUUGGCGCCGGUGCGCCCUACCGGCCACUGCCUCAUCCAGACCUGCUAGGCAGGCCGUACGCUGAGCAGUUGGCGCAGCAAGCGGCAGCCCAUGAGCAACUUCAAAGGCAGCUUCUUCUGGAGCGGGAACGAGGCUUUCUGCAUCCAGCCCACCACGAAGACUUCCUGCGUCAGCAGCGAGAGCGCGAACUGAAGGUUAGAGCUCUCGAGGAAGCGGCGCGUGCAUCGCGUCCGUAG
Molecule: messenger RNA, 5511 nt
Organism: Parnassius mnemosyne (clouded apollo)
Lineage: Eukaryota; Metazoa; Arthropoda; Insecta; Lepidoptera; Papilionidae
Source: the annotation of a GenBank genome assembly